UGGGAACAGCAACGAGUUGGCAGUUUUGUGAUAAAUACUCUAACUACAUAUAAGUUUUCGAUCCAAGCAACAAUUUCUUUAAAUAGAUGUGUUUAUUACAAUUAUAAAUGCGGGAAUAGCAGCAUGUAGCGCUUGUACGUACGCACGCACGUAUUAAACAUGAAAGAAGUGGGCAUUGCGCUGCCCAAAUCGCGUGGAGUCGGCGUGGGCAUUUUGGGCGCAUUUCUGCUGUUUUUUAUUUUCUACUAUUUUUAUGGGGGUUACAUGACGCUAACGCUUUUUGCAGCGAUUCUAUUACUUAUUUUCUACCAUGCACAAGACUUGCUCUUGUAUCAUCCCGACUUGCCAACAAACUCUCGUAUUUACAUCCCAAUACCAACAAUGCACAAUCUGCCACAUCUGACCGUUAGUAUUAAGACGCCCGAUGACGUGACUCUGCACGCCUUCUGGAUCAGCCAGCCGGAAGAGCGUUGCAAGUCAGUGCCCACAUUGCUCUAUUUUCACGGCAACGCUGGCAAUAUGGGACAUCGAAUGCAGAAUGUUUGGGGAAUCUAUCAUCAUCUACAUUGCAACAUUCUAAUGGUUGAGUACCGUGGCUAUGGCCUCUCUACUGGAGUGCCUUCCGAACGUGGUUUAGUUACAGAUGCUCGUGCUGCAAUUGAUUAUUUGCACACUCGCCACGAUUUGGAUCACUCGCAGCUGAUACUCUUUGGCCGUUCGCUGGGCGGUGCUGUUGUAAUUGACGUGGCCGCCGACACUGUCUAUGGUCAGAAGCUGAUGUGCGCCAUUGUGGAAAAUACGUUCACCAGCAUACGUGAAAUGGCUGUGGAGCUGGUGCAUCCAUCUGUGAAAUAUAUACCAAAUCUAUUGUAUAAAAAUAAGUAUCAUUCACUCAACAAGAUAAGCAAGUGCUCGGUACCUUUUCUAUUUAUAUCGGGCCUUGCGGACAACUUAGUGCCACCGCGCAUGAUGCGUGCCUUGUAUACCAAAUGUGGUAGCGAACAGAAGCGUAUGAUUGAACUCCCGGGUGGCUCACACAACGACACCUGGAUAGUGGAUGGUUACUACCAGAGCAUUAGGGGAUUUCUCUUCGAGUUGCAACAACAGCCAUCGCCAUUGCAGAAGCCUCCAGAGAAAAGCAACGUCUGGGUAGAGCUGGAACAUAAGAUUAUUGACGUUUAACUACCAUUCAUAUACAAAAGUGUUCGAUUGACUGUGUUAACACUGCGUUGGUAUACUAUUUAUAUAAGAUAAUAUAUAGAUAUAUGCAUAUGCAUGUCAGCUGUAUGCAUUAAACAGGUUUUUUAUAAAUCCAAAUUAUGCUUUAGGUUAAGCUGUUUUAGGCGCUUGUAGUUGUGUUUAUGGAAAGUCAAAAUCUGAGUGCUUAGUGCUGUGGGUUCCAUAUUUUAAAUGUUAAACUACUUACGUACGUAUAUACAUGUAUAUUAGGUUAAUUGUUAACAAAUUAAUAAGAUAAUUAGCUUUAGGUUAGCCUAAAACAAAGUCUAAAUCAGGUUCCGCAAAUGCAAAAUA
Messenger RNA from Drosophila nasuta, 1533 nucleotides. RefSeq names its product abhydrolase domain containing 13-like protein Bem46 (gene Bem46). Lineage: Eukaryota; Metazoa; Arthropoda; Insecta; Diptera; Drosophilidae. Gene Ontology annotation, cellular component: membrane. Bases 160 to 1182 code for a protein of 340 amino acids. Gene Ontology annotation, molecular function: palmitoyl-(protein) hydrolase activity. The transcript has 5 exons. The record is from RefSeq and is a predicted model, not a curated record.